CGCAUGUGUUCGCCCAUGUUCAUCUGGAGUACAUCCAUGCUUGCGCAAAACCAAGUAUUCGAAGACCUAUCUUCUUAUCAUUUUUCCGCGUUCUUUCACUUCCCAUACCUGUAAUUUUUUGUACCUCGGUGACCUUGGCUUCACUUGGUGAGAAGUUGGAAGUUUCUCACUCGAACGAAAGGUCACAACUCGCCACAUUUUCACACUCGAUUUCUUUCUCUUUGGCCAGCUCCGUGGCCUUUAUUCUUCUUCCACGGACGCUAUCAAGAACUCGGCGCAAGAAGUCGGUCAAGCCCCUUCGGAGUUCACUACGAUCUGGAACGCCGCUGCCGCUAUCCAUCUCAUCGCCUAAAUUUCCGCACACUUGGCCCCGCUUGUCGUGCAUUAAAUCAGUCUUGACAUUGUUGCCAUGUCUGCAGAGACGCCACGCAUCGUCCCCCUGACUUGUCAUGGCCACUCGCGGCCGAUUACACAUUUGAGCUUUUCCUCCAUCGUGGAUGAUGAUCAAUACUACCUGAUAUCGGCCUGUAAAGACAACAAUCCUAUGCUGAGAGAUGGCAUGACAGGAGACUGGAUUGGAACAUUCAUUGGACACAAAGGAGCGGUUUGGUCGUCAAGAUUGUCUUCGGAUGCUAAGAUCGCCGCCACCGGAUCUGCAGAUUUCAGCGCGAGAAUUUGGGAUCCCCAGACCGGAGAAUGUCAGUACAUCUUGACUCACAACCACAUUGUUCGAGCCGUCGCAUUUCCGAUUCAGACUAACCCGCAGUGUGUGGCUACCGGCACGCAAGACAAAACCCUUAAGAUCUUUGAUCUCAGUCGCGGUGGUAGCGCUGCUACACCCGACCAGGUCAAUGGUACCUCCCCAAUCACCCCGACCACCACUUCGGAAGGGCAUGAGAUUGGAGCAGGCCAACAUGGGGGCAGCAUCAAAUCCAUUGCUUGGAAUGUUGACUACAAUAUUCUCACCACUGCCUGCGAAGACAAGACUCUUCGUUGGUGGGACUUGAGGGUCCAACGCAUGAUUGCAAGUGUCAAGACAGAGCGGGACAUCACUUCAUGCGAGCUCUCCACCAACAAAGCGGAAGACAGCAAUCCUGGAAUUCUUAGCGUGGCAGCUGGACAGUCGUGUCUCUUUUUUGACGCCGGCAGACCGGGCGAGCUUAUCAAGCAAGUUAAUUUCGACCAUGAAGUUGCCAGUGUGGCCAUCAACCCUGCAACCGGUCGCUUUGUGACCGGCGGCGGGAAGGACACGUGGGUCCGGGUAUGGGAUUUUGCGCAGGAAAAAGAACUUGAGGUUCUCAAGGGCCACCACGGUCCAAUUUGGACAACUGCAUUCUCUCCUGACGGCAAGAUCUAUGCGACCGGAAGCGAAGAUGGGACAAUCAAGUUGUGGAAGGCUUGCAAAGAGCCAUAUGGUCUCUGGCGCUGAGCCAAAUGCAACAACACCACCAGAACCAAGCUCCGGCGUAACCUAGUACCGUCGCAAGUCUAUGUGAAAGACUCGGCCAUCCACCUCCCACAACAGCACGAUACCGAAGAAACAGCGUAGGUGCUCCAACACUCAGCCGGCUAGAGAUGUGGAACGCGAUGUUCAUACGUGGGCUGUCCAGGAUAUUCACUUGCGAGGAUCAGAAGGGUCCAUGGCGCCGGAAUGACAUAACGCGGCGGCUUGACUGCGGCUGAUGUUCAGGCACCAAGCAGAAUUGGUGGACCGGAAGUACGUGCUAUUGGGUAUUUGGGGAAGCUCUUUGGGUGUGUCCCAAGUCCGGAACGAUACCAGCGAGCAAUGAGCUUCCGCCGUAUGAACCGUGUGCAUGCAGGAACCGGGGGAUUUGGGCCAGGGGGUAACGGAAAGCUUGAACGCAAGCUCAAGCAUAAGUAGAUGAGAUGACCAGAAAUCGUCCAAGACUGUGUGACGAUAUCACUGCGUUUUCCCGUACUUGCUUGCUGCAGUGGUUCUGACCUUGAUGAAGCAGUGUCCUGGCAAGAAAGGGAAAGGACGCUGCAGCUCCCGGGGGGGCGGCGGGGUUCAGCUGCCAAUGACAGGGGCCGCCGAAGCCGAC
Cladophialophora immunda is the source of this 2063-nucleotide messenger RNA. RefSeq lists its product as uncharacterized. The record is from RefSeq and is a predicted model, not a curated record. Gene Ontology annotation, cellular component: SMN complex. Gene Ontology annotation, biological process: spliceosomal snRNP assembly. The transcript is spliced from 6 exons. Gene Ontology annotation, molecular function: protein binding; RNA binding. The coding region runs from base 410 to 1429 and encodes 339 amino acids. NCBI's taxonomy places the organism in Eukaryota, Fungi, Ascomycota, Eurotiomycetes, Chaetothyriales, Herpotrichiellaceae.